CCUCUUCCUCUCUUCUUCCUCCUCCUCUUCUCUUCUCCCCCUUCAUUCUCGUCACAUGUACAAUAGUCCGUCCUUUGCCUUCUGAUCUUUCUCCUUCUCCUUCUCCUUCUCCUUCUUGUUCUGCUCCAUUUAGCUUGCAUUCUUUAAUUGAUUGCGCUGAGUCCGGGUUGUUCUCCUCACACCCGCUCUCACUCUCUCUUGCUUUGUUGGCUCUCGAAAGAGAGCUACUUCUGAUCUACCUCGGAGCUUGAAUUUUCUUUGGAGGUCGCCCUCAUUGAUUGGCGAGCGACAGAAAUGUCCACCCCCAACGAUCUUCAGGCCCUCUUGGCCAGCAUCAGGCCCCGCCCCUCGCCCUCGGGCACCCCUGCUCAUGAUGCUCCCAUGCCGCCGUAUCCCAUGCAGUAUCAGCAGGGUUACCGCUCGCAGCAUCCGCAGCAGCACCAGCCGCAGUACGAUGGCCAGGGCUACCCUCACCCGCAGCUGCAGCAACAGCAGCAGCUCCAGCAGCAGCAGCAGCUCCAUGGUUACCGUCACCCGUCGGUUUCGUCCAAUAUUCACAGUCCAUCUCCUUCCGUGAAUACUCCUCCACACCACGGCUCGGAUAUCCUUAGUCCUAAUGUUCCGACUCCCCGUGGCGAUAUGUAUUUUCAUCAACCCCCGCCGCCUCAGCAGCAGCACCAGCAACAUUACCAAUCCUUGCCUCAUAACCCCGACCGUGCGGUGAAUCUGCUGAACUUGCUCAAGUUCAACCAGCCUACCACUCCUUCCGCCCCCCAGCAACAGCAGGCUCCGGUUCCUGGCGCUGAACAGUCCACUUACCUACAGCCUCGUGCUGCUGGCCUGGAGGAGCAGUCGAAGGCCCACGCGAGAAAUAUUUCCGCCUCUGAUUUGGUUGCGUCGCUCUUUGGUGGCCAGGGACAAGGUGCUGCGGCCGCUCCGGCUAGGCCUUCGGGGUCCAUCUCCGGUCCAGCUGGGGCUGGCACGGGCGAGAGCUCUGCGUCUGCCGGUCCGACCGCUGAGAACACGCAGGAGAUGUUGCUGCGUCUUCUGAACCGCCCCAAGUCUAGCCAGGACGUUUCCGACGGGCCUGUCAAGGCCGUUUCUCAGUCUCCCUCGAUCGUUGCGUCCCAAACGUCUCCUGUUCCUGAAGCGGAGCUGAGGAACAUCCUCAAGUCUCCCACUGAAGAACUGGAGGAGCCCUUGGUGUCCCCGGACGAGGCUGGACCUUCCACGCUUGACAAACCUGCUGCGGGCAAGGAUUCGAUGUUCACCUAUGUCAACCCGUUUGAGCAGCUGGCUGCCGCAUCUCCUCGCAAGGUCACUCCGCAAGCCAAGCCUCGGAGCGAGAGUCCAGCCAUUGAGAUCAUGAAAAGCAAGAAGAUCACCAUCGCCACUAAGGUUGAACCUUCUUCAGCUUCAGAGGCUGUUGAGACCCCACAGACCGAAGGCCCCAAAUCGCCUAUUUUGGAUGAAGAGCAGAGAGAAGCCGUCAACUCUGUUGUUGAGCGUCUUGUCGAUGAGAUCGGUCGUGAGAUUGACAACGCCGCUAACAAAUCAACUGAGGAGAAAGUCACCCAGCUCGCUGCUGCCCAGGAUGACAGCACUCAGGCUGUGUUGUCUUCCAUCGCCAGUCACCUCCAGGAGACGGCUGCCGAAGCAAAGCUUGAGGGCAGCGUAGAUCGGAAUUCGAUUGAGGGCACCGCCACUCCCGCUGCUGUGAAGGAGACUUCCAAUAAUAGCAGCGGUGAUGCACUGGCGGACAGCUGGGAGAGUGCUGAAGAUAGUGCUGAAAAGGAAGAAGAACGCAUUGUUUCUGUGCACAACUUCCCCCUCAAGCCGUUCAUCUCUAUUAUCGUCAAAGCUCAUUCAGGGAAGCUUGCAACCCUCCGCGAUGACGGUAUCAUGGAUAUUGCUCGGCUUAAGAAGGAUUUUGAUCAGCUGGAUCGCUCCUUGACCUCCGCAACUUCGGACUACAUUGUGUAUGCGCUGGCGAAGAACGGCGGUAUGCGUAUUAUCCGUCAGGAUGAUGGAAGUGACAAGCAAAUUUUCCGUUCUACCCGCGACCGCGUCUUUAAUGUUGCAGUAUGCACGUCGCAGACUGCUACUGGUCGUACCACUGAGGAGCAGGCCAUUCUGGGAAUUGGCGUCAGUGGAACCGUGUACUGGGCGUUGAUUUCUCGCGCAGACAAGGACCUUUUCGAGCUCGACGCCCUUGAGAGCGAGAGCCUCAUCUUCCCCCCUUUCCCGGCUUCGGACGAGAACACUUCGGGUGGCCAGCUGAAAACGCGGGCCAAACGGAGCUCUCGCCAUCCUGGGUUCUUCGCUAUCGGCCGUGGCAAGAAUAUUUACGUGGUCUCCCCUCAGGCUGCUAUGAAUUCUAGCUACGGUGUGUCUGGACCUCAGCGCGUCGUUAACACGGAGAAGUUCUUCAAAGAACGUGCUCUGAAGAUCUCGACCGGCAAGGCUGGCAAGGAUUUCAUGUUCAGCGAUGAUGACACAGUCAUUGCCUCCCUUGACAAGACGGGUCGCCUCCGUUUCUGGGACAUCCGCGAGGUGGCUAACAACCCAGGGUUCUUUGGCUCCGGACCCAAUCCGGCUGAGGUUCGGGUGCCCUUGAAUACGUUCGUCACGGGCUCUCCCGCAGAAAAGUCGUGGCCAACUUCCGUCCUCUUCAUCGACAAGCUGCGUCCUUAUGUUAAGUCGAUGGCGCUUCGUUAUGUUCUGGUGGGCUUGAAGCAAAACCACACCCUGCAGCUCUGGGAUAUUGGGCUGGGUAAGGCUGUGCAGGAGCUCAAGUUCCCUCACGAGAACGAAUCGGACGCCAUUUGCAGUGUCGCCUACCAUCCCGCAUCUGGCAUCAUUGUUGUUGGUCACCCAACUCGCAACUCCAUUUACUUUGUUCACCUCUCUGCGCCUCGUUACAACCUGCAGGCGAUGUCGCAGGCUUCCUUCAUCAAGCGCUCCGGAGAGAAGGACAGCAGCCUUCCCAAGCCUGAGUCUACCGCUUGCAUGAGUGGGAUCCGCGAAAUCUCCUUUGCCUCCAAGGGCCAGCUGCGAAGCUUGGAUCUCCUCCCUAUCACCAAAUCGGCUGGAGAUGAGAGUGGUUUGUUUGAGCUGUACGUCAUGCACUCGCGUGGAGUCACAUGCUUGAACAUAAAGAAGGAAGAUUUGGGAUGGACCACCGACAACAAGAUUGUCCGUCCUGUCAAUGCUUUGGAGGAAGGGUUCAUCGAUAUCGCUGAGCUGCAGACCUUCCCCACGUACGUGGCAGACGAGCCAUCGGUCAAUGGUGAUGCGGCUCCAACUCCCACCAAGCUGGCGGCUAAGGAGAUCAUCAAGAAGAUGCCUGAGCUCAACACCGAAGCUGCUGCUGGAGCUGGUCCCAGCACCUCUCGCGUGCAGUCACCAACCAAGGCACCUGCCAAGAAAAAGGAUGAGCCAUUUGACACUAUGUCUACCAUCAAUGGUGUCGACAAGGCUGAGAAGAAGAAAAAGAAGAAGAGUGCUGUCACAGGCAUGAGUGAGCCGACCGCAAAGGGCAAGGAGCCCGUGCUCUCAAAUGACGGCCCGUCUAGUGAAGUUCCUGCUCCCACGCAAGGUGUCGCGGACAAUGAGCCAGCCGUUGAAGAAGCCCCUGUCAACUCAAGCGCUCCUCAGGCAGUGCCUCUUGCUUCUCCUGUGGCUUCCGGCGCUGGUUCCGGCGACUCGGCUGCUAUUCUAAACAAACAUCUAGAGGUGCUGCAGAACGGCGUAUCCUCGGAGUUCACAAAAAGCCUUGGUCGCGAAUUGGAGGGACUUUACACCCGCUUCGACGAGGAGCGCCGCAACUGGGAUGCGGCAUCGGCAGCCAAACAGGAUCAGGUCUUGCGUCUUGUUUCAAGUACUCUUUCAGAUAACGUUGAGAAGAACCUUGCACGCAUUGUCUCUACCAGCAUCAAGUCAGAGGUUGUGCCUGCUCUGACUGAUCUUACUGCCACAGUCGUUGGUAAGCAGCUCAACGGUGUUUUGUCGCAGCAGCUGGGAUCUGUAGUCCCUCGUGAGGUGCGCCAAGCUCUCCCAGAGGCGGUUACUCGUGCCAUGCAGCAGCCCGAUUUGAUGGAAGUUCUGUCGGAGGCGGUGGGCCAGAAGCUCGCUUCCCGUGUGGAAAGCGAGAUUUCGAAGGCCAUGCAGAACACAAUCACCCCAGCCAUUGAGAACGUUGCCAUGCAGACUGCGGACAAGGUUGUUGGCAGUAUGGAGAAGCAGAUGCAGGCCCAGUUGAAGCAAUUCGAAGCCCAACGCCAGGGCGAUGCUGCCAAGAUCGAGCAGCUCACUUCGCUUGUUCGCGGACUGUCUGACACGGUAGCCACGCUUGCUGCGGCACAGACCGGCUUGCAGAAUGAGGUUGCCAAGCUUACCCAUGCCUUGGCCACCAAGGAGAAUGUGGUUGAGCGGCAGCAACAGCAGCAACAGCAGCAACAGCGGCCGCCCGCUUCCGCUCGUAGCGCCUCUGUUGACACAAGAACUCCCGAGCAGAUUGAGCUGCAGGAGAUUGCGCAAUUGAUGAGCCAAGGUCACUUCGAGGAGGGAUCAGUCAAGUGGCUGCAAUCAACUCAGCAAGCGGACCUGUUUGACAACCUUUUUGUUCGCAUGAACCCGUCUUACCUGACUAGUCUGUCACCCAUCGUGGCCCUGUCUGUGGGUGUUGCUGUGACUUCCUCGUUGCAGACCAACCCUAUGGAGCGCUUGACUUGGCUGGAGGUAGUUUUGCAAACGGUGAACCCAAUGGACCCUGACAUCCGUGAAGUCGCUCCUAAGAUCAUGGACAUCCUCAUCCAACGAUUGGAAGCACUCUACAUGUCGGUGGCGGAGACCUCGCCGCACGAUCCCAUCAUCCGAAAGAUCGCACCACUGUCGCGCCGCGCCAGGCUUCUGCGGGGUUAAAGCUUCUCUCAUGAAAAGUUGAUCGACCAAGUUUACUGGUUCUAAUGAAUAAUGCAAUCCUUAUGGGGAUAUUGACUUAAAAGAAAAUGGGGGAUUCUAAUGGAUUGUAUCACAACAUGAUUGCUUUUACGGGAUGACUACUUUAUUUGGUUUAGCAAUGAAAAUGCAUGAGCAAUGAUGAGGAUGGUAGUUUCAUUACUUGGUAUCUAGUUCGAUCCGCCUAGUGGGACGAAUGACGAGGCAUCACAGCUACGAAUGAAUAUGCUC
This is a messenger RNA of Aspergillus aculeatinus CBS 121060, 5190 nucleotides long. RefSeq lists its product as uncharacterized. The record is from RefSeq and is a predicted model, not a curated record. Gene Ontology annotation, cellular component: P-body. Lineage: Eukaryota; Fungi; Ascomycota; Eurotiomycetes; Eurotiales; Aspergillaceae. The transcript is spliced from 3 exons. Bases 295 to 4923 code for a protein of 1542 amino acids. Gene Ontology annotation, molecular function: protein binding. Gene Ontology annotation, biological process: deadenylation-independent decapping of nuclear-transcribed mRNA.